Molecule: messenger RNA, 2839 nt
Organism: Marmota monax (woodchuck)
Lineage: Eukaryota; Metazoa; Chordata; Mammalia; Rodentia; Sciuridae
Gene: Aoc2
Product: amine oxidase copper containing 2
Exons: 4
Coding region: 183-2453 (756 amino acids)
Biological process (GO): amine metabolic process
Cellular component (GO): plasma membrane
Molecular function (GO): quinone binding; primary methylamine oxidase activity; copper ion binding
Source: RefSeq, a predicted model, not a curated record
CCAAACCACAGGGCAGAAAAUUGGAACAAAAUUAUGCAAAUCAGGUUAGACAUUUCCUGUCCAGCCCACAGGGUGGAGUUUUCUCCAUUCGUAUCCAUCCUACUGAAUAUAAACACUGACUUGAUGUCAGGAACUGGAAGGAGCUGCUGGUAGGAUUCUGAUUUUAGUUUUCAGCAUCUACCAUGAAGCUCAAGGUGGUUCUGGUAUUCCUGGUGCUGUCCCUUGUUACCAUCUUCGCUCUGGCCUACAUCUUGUUGACCAGGCAAGGUGGUUCCAGCCAGCAUCCUCGCUGUCCCUCCAUAUAUCCCAGUGCCCAGCCCUGGACACACCCUGCCCAGAGCCAGCUGUUUGCAGACCUGAGCCCAGAGGAGCUGACAGCUGUGAUGAGUUUUCUGGCCCAGAAGCUGGGGCCAGGGCUGGUGGAUGCAGCCCAGGCUCGCCCCUCAGACAACUGUGUCUUCUCAGUGGAGCUGCAGCUGCCCCCCAAAGCUGCAGCCUUGACCCACUUGGACAGAGGGGGCCCGCCACCUGCCCGAGAAGCACUGGCCAUCAUCUUCUUUGGUGGACAACCCCAGCCCAAUGUGAGUGAACUGGUGGUGGGGCCACUGCCUCACCCCUCCUACAUGCGGGAUGUGACUGUGGAGCGUCAUGGUGGUCCACUGCCCUAUCACCGACGUCCCAUGCUGAGAUCUGAAUUGGUACAGACAUGGAGGCAUUUGAAAGAGGUGGAACUACCCAAGGCACCUGUCUUCCUGGCUUCUGUCCUGAACUACAAUGGCUCCACUUUGGCACCUCUACAUUCCUCCCCUAGAGGUUUGCGCUCAGGGGACCGGGCUACCUGGAUUGCCCUCUACCAUAAUGUCUCAGGUCUUGGUAUUUUCCUUCACCCUGUGGGGCUGGAAAUACUGUUGGAUCACAGUGCCCUGGACCCUGCCCGCUGGACUGUCCAGCAGGUCUUCUACCUUGGGCACUACUAUGCAGACUUGGGCCAAUUAGAAUGGGAGUUUAAAGCUGGCCGGCUAGAAGUGGUUAGAGUGCCUCUACCCACACCAAAUGGGUCUUCAUCCCUCAGGUCCCGAAUCACCCUGGGCCCUCUUCCACCUCUUCAUUUCUCACACCAGGGUUCUCAGUACAAUGUACAAGGGAACUUGGUGGUAUCCCCCCUCUGGACAUUGAGCUUUGGCCAUGGGGUGUUUAGUGGCAUAAGGAUUUUUGAUGUUCGGUUCAAGGGUGAGCGAGUGGCCUAUGAAGUCAGUGUCCAGGAGUGCCUGUCUGUCUAUGGUGCUGACUCACCCAAGACAAUGAUGACCCGAUAUUUGGAUAGCAGCUAUGGACUUGGCCGUAACAGCCGAGGCUUAGUACGGGGUGUGGACUGCCCCUAUCAAGCCACAAUGGUGGACAUCCAUAUAUUAGCAGGCAAAGGGACAGUCCAGCUGCUCCCAGGGGCAGUGUGUGUAUUUGAGGAGGUUCAGGGACUACCUCUUCGAAGGCACCACAAUUACAUUGAGAGUCAUUUCUAUGGUGGUUUGGCCAGCUCAGCCCUUGUGGUCAGGUCUGUGUCAUCUGUGGGUAACUAUGACUACAUUUGGGACUUUGUGUUGCACCCAAAUGGGGCGCUUGAAGGGCGGGUCCAUGCCACAGGCUAUGUCAACACAGCUUUCCUGAGUGGAGGAGCAGAGAGCCUCCUCUUUGGUAAUCGUGUAGGGGAACGGGUGCUGGGGGCGGUGCACACGCACGCCUUCCACUUCAAGCUGGACCUGGAUGUGGCAGGGCUGAAAAACUGGGUGGUAGCAGAAGACGUGGUGUUUAAACCUGUUGCAGUCCCCUGGAGCCCAGAGCACCAGCUGCAGCGGCCACAGCUGACACGGCAGGUCCUGAGAAGGGAGGAUUUGGCAGCAUUUUCCUGGGGAAGCCCCCUUCCCCGCUACCUUUACCUGGCCAGCAACCAGACUAAUGCCUGGGGUCACCAGCGUGGAUACCGAAUCCAGAUCCACAGCCCCCCUGGCAUACACAUGCCCCUGGAGAGCAGCAUGGAGAGGGCCCUCAGCUGGGGGAGAUACCAGCUUGUGGUGACCCAGAGGAAGGAGAAGGAAUCGCAGAGCAGCAGCAUCUAUUUCCAGUCUGACAUCUGGACACCCUCAAUUGUCUUCGCUGACUUCAUCAACAACGAAACCCUCUUAGGAGAGGAUCUGGUGGCUUGGGUUACAGCCAGCUUCCUGCACAUUCCCCAUGCUGAGGAUGUCCCCAAUACGGUGACUUUGGGGAACAGAGUUGGCUUCUUGCUCCAACCUCAUAACUUCUUUGAUGAGGACCCCUCCAUCUUCUCCCCUGGCAGUGUCUACUUUGAGAGGGGCCAGGAUGCUGGGCUCUGCAGUAUCAACCCUGUGGCCUGCACCCCCAACUUGGCAGCCUGUAUCCCAGACCUUCCCCUUUUUUCUUAUCAAGGUUUCUAGAUCUGAGAGUAGGGGGGAACAUAGGGGGUAGGGGUAGGGAGCAGCAUCUGAUGAGAGACACUUGCCUUCUCCAUUCCCCCUUCAGUUCCCUGUGUUUUUAUCACAUUGCUCCUCAGACUCUUUGCCCUCCGUACUCCUUAGGGAAUAUCCUCCUCCCAAGCUAUAAAAUCUCCAUGUGUCACUUUGGUUAAUUCUUACUUUCUGCUCAUUUUGUAAAUGACAAAUUUAUAAAAACAAUUUUGAAAUAUUCAAGCAAAAACACCACAAAUCCCACCACUCAGAAUUAGCUGAUGUUUGCAUCAUACCAGGCAUUCCUUUAUGCAUGUGUAUUAAAAAGGAAUGGUUGUUAUGUGUAAUUGAUAAUAAAAAGUCUUAUAAGAAUUUCA